Messenger RNA from Necator americanus (New World hookworm), 297 nucleotides. RefSeq lists its product as uncharacterized. Bases 1 to 297 code for a protein of 98 amino acids. The transcript is spliced from 5 exons. The record is from RefSeq and is a predicted model, not a curated record. Lineage: Eukaryota; Metazoa; Nematoda; Chromadorea; Rhabditida; Ancylostomatidae.
AUGAAGGGAGCAGUUGGAACUGAGUUGGGACCGUCGCAAACUGCAGCGAUGGGUGGUGUCAGUAAAGAGGACACUGCAGAUCUGGUGUCAACCGAAGACAAAGAAGUGACAGAAAAGGUGUUACGGAGCAAACGAUUCCUACAAAUGAAACCAACAUCAAACAGGCAAAAACUGAAGUUUGGUGGAGUUAGAUCUCGGAUUCCGUCCUUACGAAAAGAACUAGAGCUUUUGUGCUCAGAACAGUGUUUUCAGCGCGAGAAGCCUGCGAAGCCAGCAGCUCGUGCUGCUGAUCUAUAA